Williopsis jadinii is the source of this 804-nucleotide messenger RNA. It is a transcript of the gene SPN1, whose product is annotated as transcription factor SPN1. The record is from RefSeq and is a predicted model, not a curated record. The annotation marks the transcript as partial. Lineage: Eukaryota; Fungi; Ascomycota; Saccharomycetes; Phaffomycetales; Wickerhamomycetaceae. Gene Ontology annotation, cellular component: nucleus. The transcript has a single exon. Gene Ontology annotation, biological process: poly(A)+ mRNA export from nucleus.
CGCGAGGAACUCGAAGAGAAGUUUGAAAGGGCGCUGAAGAGACCGAAGAUCAGUCGUAGAAAAGACGAGCACGACCUGACCAACGACGACGAUGAGAUGAUUCAGAUUCUAAAACAACAGAUGGACGCGGCGGCAAAGAAGGACGCCGAGCUCAUCGAGAACGGCUCAGGUAUCGCAAUCAACAAGGUGAAGCUGUUGCCAAAAGUGCGCGAUGUGUUGAGUAAGGUGAACUUGGCGGAAGUUAUCCUGGAUAACAAUCUGCUCGCCGAGGUUAGACAGUGGUUGGAACCAUUGCCUGAUGCGUCGCUGCCUUCUUACGAGAUCCAAAAGACGUUGUUUACCGCGUUGCUGAAGUUGCCAAUCAACACAAACCAUCUGAGAGAAUCGGGUAUCGGUAAGAUCUUGUUGUUCUAUCAGAAGUCAAAAAGAGUUGAGCCAAAGAUCAAAAGAGUGGCUGAUAAGUUGAUUUCUGAUUGGACAAGACCUAUCAUUGGUGCAAGUGAUAACUAUAGGGACAAGAGAAUCCACGGGGUUGAUUUUGAUGCCCGCAGACUGAAACUAAAGGCAAAUAAGCCUCACAAGUUGACUGCCGAGGAGAAGCGUAAACGUGAAGCUGACAAGACCAUCUACGAACAACAGGCUGCUAGAAGAAACAGAGCAGCUGCACCAGCACCAACAGUUACUGAUUACAGAUUUGCACCAAGGUCCAAUGUUGACAAGUCUCAACAAUCCAUUGCCACCGCAGGUGUUGGCUCGUCGCUGAACAGAGACGACCAGUUCAAGAGAAUCAACCAGAAAUUAUCA